This is a messenger RNA of Linum tenue, 1076 nucleotides long. Lineage: Eukaryota; Viridiplantae; Streptophyta; Magnoliopsida; Malpighiales; Linaceae. The record is from the annotation of a GenBank genome assembly.
AAAGAAAAAAAAAAGCAUCUCCACGGCCACCUCUUCCUCUCUCUCUCUCCAUCUCGUGACGCCAGCUUUCCGUUCCCACUUCUCCGAUCGAUCGGAUUCCGAGGAGCAAGACGAUCAGGUCGCUUCGCCCCAUCGUCGGCUUCCUCAACACCGCCGACGGCUUCACGACUCGCCAGCUCCUCCUAUCCCUCUCUAUCACGAGAACCAAGUUUUCUCUUCUUCAAUCAGUCGGAUUCAGGAGAGCAAGAGGGUCUGGACGUCUGGUCGCUUCGCCUCGUCGCCCACCCCCUCAACAUCGCCGACGGUUUCGCGAUUCGCCGGCUCUUCCUCUCCCUCUCGAUCUCAAGACACCUGUUUCUCUUUUUCAAUCGGUCGGAUUGCGGAGAGCAAGAGGGUUUGAGCGCCCGCCCUCACAAGAUCGCCAACAGCUUCGCGAAUCACCUACUCAUUCUCUCCCUUUCGAUCUCGAGACCACGAGAAGCCCAUUCCGCCAGGAUCCAGAAGCUGACUUUUGAGGAAGGACGGCCGCUGGAGCAUCAAGGUAACCGUCGCGCCGACCUGUCGAAAGUGGUUGACUCGAUCGGUGCCCGCCGGGAGCUUCGCAAAGGCAAAAAUCACGGUGGCCCCGCCGCUGAGAGACUUGGCAACGAGGUCCCAGACGUCGAACGAGAGAUUCACCUCCUUGAUGCUCUCGUAUGAGACGAGAUUGUUCCGCUUCCUCUACAUUCGUGUUCGACUUUUGAAGAAGGACGGCUGUCGGAGCCACGCCGCCGGGUAACAUCCCCACCACCCACCAAUCGGAGUACAGCCCAUCGGCGGCAGUAGGGUGACUGAAGUUGUCGCUUGUCAGUUGAAAAAGGGGCACCGCCGCCGUCGAUUGUCGAAGCAGCAGAGGAAGAGUUAGAAUACGAUGUAGCCCAAAUUACAUUUUCAGUACCUGAAUUUUAUAAGGAGAUAUAAACAGGUCCAGCAUCAUGUACAGAAAAUUAUAUUUUAAUACCUUCAAAAUUUUGUUUUACAAUUUAGUACCUAAAAACAAAACAUUUACAAGCAGGCCCAAAGUGAUGGGUACCCAU